AUGAUUCGUGACUACAACGCGACCACCACCACCCCAGCGCGACCACCAGCACCUCAGCGUGACCACACCAAAACGACAACUUACUUGCAGCAUGCAAACGCACUCGAUAUCGGACGGCCACAGCAAAACCUCUCUAGUAUAUCCUUUGGGGCAAUUGUUCAACUGUUUCAGAAGAAUCAUAGAAAGUCUGGCCACGAGACAGGCCGACCCCAGCACGGACCCAAAGGUACUCCAGGAGCGGGAGAUCGAGAAGCCCUCCACCUGGCUGCGGGGGCCGGGCAGCUGGGUGUGGUCGAUCUUCUGCUUGAUUUCUGGCGCCGUGCGCCCCACAGUCACAUCCCUAUAACGGACAAAAAAGCCAGCACUCGUCGCCCCUCGAGGGCUAUUCGCGAACUGAGGGCACUUCCGGCGGCUGCGGCAUCCGGUCACCUCCGGGUGGUCGACAUACUGCUGGCAACCCGCAGCGCCAGUGCGGUUCCAUACUUCGACUAUGACAUCGACAUCGCCCUGCACGCAGCUGCGAGAUCUGGCCAGCUCGCGGUGGUGGAGCUUCUGCUUGCGGCCGGCGCAGAUGUCAAUGCGGUUCGAAGCAGCGACAACGACGUCGAUGGACACCACGGGCAGCUCACCGCCCUGCAGACAGCUGCACGGCACGGCCAUCUCGCGGUCGUCAGGCGCCUACUUCUUGCCGGGGUAGCUGUCAAUGCGGAUCUAGCCCUCGAGGACGGCCGAAUAGCGCUGCAGGCAGCUGUAGAGUCCGGUCACCUACUGAUGGUGGAGCUACUUCUUCUUCCCGAGAGCGGUGUAGACGUCAAUGCACAUCCAGCUCGUGACCGCGGAUUCACGGCCCUGCAGGCGGGUGCGGGGCGCGGCCAUCUGGCGGUGGUUGAGCGUCUGCUUGCAGCUGGUGCCAAUGUCAAUGCGGAUCCAGCCCCCCACGACGGACGGACAGCCCUGCAGGCGGCUGCGGGGUGCGGCCAUCUCGAGGUUUUUCGGGUUCUCCUUGGAAAAGGUGCCAAUGUCAACGCGGGUCCGGCGGCUGCGGGGUGCGGCCAUCUCGAGGUGGUUAAUUUUCUGCUUGACAAUGGUGCCGAUAUGGAUGCGGAUCCAGCCCCCCACGACGGACGAACAGCCCUGCAGGCGGCUGCGGGGUGCGGCCAUCUCGAGGUGGUUCAACUCCUGUUUAGAAAUGGUGCCGAUAUGGAUGCCGAUCCAGCCCCCCACGACGGACGAACCGGCCUGCAGGCGGCUGCGGGGUGCGGCCAUCUCGAGGUGGUUAAGUUUCUUCUUGACAAUGGCGCCGAUAUGAAUGCGGAUACAGCCCCCCACGAUGGACGAACAGCCCUGCAGGCGGCUGCGGGAGCCGGUCAUGUAGCGGUGGUUGAGAGUCUGCUGAUGGCCGGUGCCGAUAUCGACGCCCGCCGAGGAACUGCGGAUUCACUCACAGCCCUACAGGCAGCUGCGAGAUGCGGCCACCUCCCGGUGGUGGACCUUCUGCUCGAGGCUGGUGCCGAUGUCAAUGUCCCGUAUCACGCCGGAGUGGAGGUCAAAUGCCCGGAGUUUCAAUUUGACCCAGCCGUGUUUAGGGCGUUCCUGAAGCGUCCGGAAGACCUCCCGGAGCUCUAUAACCAGCAUAUAUAA
This is a messenger RNA of Morchella sextelata, 1641 nucleotides long. RefSeq lists its product as uncharacterized. The coding region runs from base 1 to 1641 and encodes 546 amino acids. NCBI's taxonomy places the organism in Eukaryota, Fungi, Ascomycota, Pezizomycetes, Pezizales, Morchellaceae. The transcript is spliced from 7 exons. The record is from RefSeq and is a predicted model, not a curated record. Gene Ontology annotation, molecular function: protein binding.